AUGUCCAGAUCCAGAUCCAACAGUAACGGUGACUUUGCCUCCUCCCUCUUCCCCGGCGGCAUUCCACCACCGCCACCGCCGCCGAUUCCACACCCGACAGGACGACUUCGCCGCCACAGAAAGGGAAAGAAGAAACUCGUAGCGGAUAAACGGUUCGGGCACACGAAUCCACCCAAGCCAACGACCACGACCCACGCGCUUAACGCUGCUCCCAGUCCCAAGCCCACAACCACUUGGAGCGCGGCCAGGCGCACUGCCAAAGCGCCCCUAAUCCAUGACCAAGCAGCGGAAGCGCCUAAAGACGAGCGAUUUGACCUUGACCGGAAAGACCUUGAAGCCAGACUACGCAAACUGCUAGUCGCGGAUGAUGAUGAAGAUGAAGAAGUGGAAGAAGAUCUCCCGCCUCGGCUGAAUGCAUUCGCCGUGGUGAAGAAGACAGCAGGCAGCAAGGCCGCGAACAAACAAAGAACACAAGAUACCUCGUAUCGUCCGCCAUCCAAAUUGGACGAACCCGAGUCCGAGUCCGAGGAGGGUGGUUCAGAAUGGGACGUUGUGCCGGGUGAUUUACCCGCGUUCAGUCAUAGUCAAAUCUCACCUGUUACGAAAGUACUACCACCACGACCACCACUACAACCCCUACAUGUACCACAGCCGCCGCCUCCGCCUCCAAUUCCCAACAAGCCCAACCCCAAGUCCAAGCUCAAACGCAAACGCACAGAAGAUCCCACUUAUUGGCCUUCCAAGGAUAACCAGGAGGAAUCAAGUUUCGACGACUCCGACUCCGACGACGAGUCAGACAAAAAAGGCGUAAAAGAAGCGCUAAAACAAAAAGAAAUCAAACUGGGCAAUAUUAAGACCGAUAAAAACGUCGGCAAGAGGGUGCUGGCGGAAAGACAACAGCCACAGCCACAGGAAAAGUCACCGGAGCACGAUACGAGGACAUGGAAGAACAUGAUCGGCGGUGAUGGUCCGUGCGAGGCUGUCAGCUUCACGUGCGUGAGCGGGCGAGACGGUGGAGCAACGGGGGAGUUCGGUGUCGAGGAAGGCGGCGAAGGAGCGGUAGACCUCCGCUUUGGCGUGGGCUUCAGAAAUGAGGGUCUCAGCGUAGGACUUAAUGGGGUCGGAAGCAGCAGGGGUGGCGGUGGUUGCGUGGGCGGGACGGGCUUCCUCGUCCGCAGUCCGGGCUCUCUUGGCCGACUGCGAAGGGUGUCCGGCAGAGGGAUAACCGGUAUUAUGGCCGGCGGCGGUGGUUUGGGGGCCCCAGAGGGCAAAGGCGUAGACAUUUCGUCGCUGCGGUUGUUGGGGUAUCGACCGUGA
Molecule: messenger RNA, 1317 nt
Organism: Sordaria macrospora k-hell
Lineage: Eukaryota; Fungi; Ascomycota; Sordariomycetes; Sordariales; Sordariaceae
Source: RefSeq, a predicted model, not a curated record